AUGCCGGUCAAGGACGUGGUGGCGUGGACCAGCAUGUUGACCGCAUAUGCCGAAAACGGGGAUCUGGAGCAAUCAACGAAUCUGUUCGAAAAGAUGCCCCAGAAAGAUAUCGUUGCUUGGAAUGCAAUGCUCGCGGCGUAUUACCGGCUAGGUCAUUUGUAUCAAGCAAAAGAACUUUUUGAUACCAUGCCUCGAAAAGAUUCUGCGUCCUGGAAUCUUAUGAUACUAGCAUAUGCCGAAGUUGGGAAUAUUGCCGAAGCACAAAAACUUCUUGAACUAAAUCCUUGUCGUGAUGUCACGGCUUUUACUAUCUUGAUCACUGCUUUUUCCCAGCACAAGAAAGUAGAGGAAGCUUUUAAAUUGUUCAGGGAAAUGCCUCGUCGCGACAUUGUGGCUUGGAACGCUAUGCUAGCGGGAUAUGCCCAUAACGGGCAUCUUGAGGAGGCAAAAUUUAUGUUUGACCACAUGCCUCAAAGAGAUUCGAUCUCUUGGACCACCUUGGUAGCAGCAUAUGCCUGGAACGGGCAUCUUGGAGAAGCUAGAGCUAUGUUUGAAAAGAUGCCAAACCAAGACUAUGUGACAGUGCCAACUUUGAUAGUUGCGUAUGCACAGCACGGGCAUAUUAUACAAGCAAAGAAUUUGUUCUCAAGAACUUCUCAAGGAGAGGUAAUGUCGUGGAAUGCAAUGCUCACAUCCUACAUUUUAGGUGGCGAGCUGCAAAGUGGUCUAGAUCUUCUUUUUGAUAUGGCUGUGGAGGGCCUCGGUCCUGACGAGAUCACGUUUCUUUGCAUUCUCUCGGGCUGUGGUCACUUGGGACUCUUGGAAGAAUGUAGAAAGCACUUCAAGAGGAUGAGAUCCGAGUAUAACUUAGCUCCAGGGAUCGAGCACUUUGUGUGCCUCGUUGAUAUUCUCGGUCGAUGCGGCCAGCUCGCAAAGGCCGAGGAGCUCAUCAAGACGAUGCCUUUCGUUCCAAAUCGUGUUUCGUGGUCGACUUUUCUGAACGCUUGCAAGAUCCAGAAAAGCUCGAAUCAUUCCGCAGUGGAAGUCGUGAAGACGAGCCCCGAUAAAAAAGACGCUGCCCCGUUUGUGAUGCUCUCAAAUCUCGUCACUCCUUGA
Selaginella moellendorffii is the source of this 1116-nucleotide messenger RNA. RefSeq names its product pentatricopeptide repeat-containing protein At4g02750-like. The transcript has a single exon. The record is from RefSeq and is a predicted model, not a curated record. Gene Ontology annotation, biological process: RNA modification. Gene Ontology annotation, molecular function: protein binding; RNA binding. Bases 1 to 1116 code for a protein of 371 amino acids. NCBI's taxonomy places the organism in Eukaryota, Viridiplantae, Streptophyta, Lycopodiopsida, Selaginellales, Selaginellaceae.